UGCUGAGUUCUUCACAAUCUGAUCCUUGUGAGAGAAGAGUUGAGAAAGGGGAAAUAUGGAUGAGAAAAACAUAAGCCAUGGACUGGAAUCCCCACUUAUUCCAGUCUCAUCAGGAGUUCAGGGAUCCAGUACAAAGCAUUCCGAUUUCUUGGCAGAAGUGAAGAAGCUCUUGGCACUAGCAGGGCCUCUGAUCUUGGUCAACUUCUUGAUAUUUGCUUUGCAGAAUGGGAUGUCUGGUGCAUUGGACACAUUCUGCGGUCAGUCCUAUGGAGCAAAACACUAUCGAAUGCUGGGAAUUCAUAUGCAGAGAGCUAUGGUCGUCCUUUUACUUACCUGCAUCCCUCUUACAUGUAUUUGGGCAAAUACAGGGCGUAUUCUUGCGUUUGUGGGGCAAGAUCCUGAAAUAUCAUUUGAAGCUGAAGUGUAUGCCCGCUUUCUGAUACCAGGCAUCUUUGCUGUUGCGCUCCUAUACUGCCAAAUCCGAUUUCUGCAAGCCCAAAAUAAUGUCUUUCCUAUGAUGUUUACUACUGGAAUUAUAACAUUAGUUCAUUUACUCAUGUGUUGGCUUCUCGUAUUUAAAUCAGGCCUCGGAAGCAGAGGUGCUGCUCUGGCUAGCUCCGUUUCGUAUUGGAUCAAUGUGUUGUUGUUAGCGUUGUAUAUUAGGUUAUCUCCUUCCUGUAAAAUGACUUGGACUGGAUUUUCCAAGGAAGCAUUUCAUCAUAUCUGGAAAUUUCUUACACUGGCAAUUCCUUCUGCUAUAAUGACCUGCCUAGAGAUUUGGUCAUUUGAAAUGAUGGUUUUGCUGUCUGGUCUUCUUCCAAAUCCAAAGCUAGAAACAUCAGUUCUUUCCAUCAGCCUUAACACAUGUAGCAUGAUUUACAUGAUGCCGCUAGGACUUGGUGGUGCCAUCAGUACAAGAGUCUCAAAUGAACUCGGGGCUGGUAGGCCAUAUGAAGCUCGUUUAGCAGCAUGCAUUGGACUUUUGGUUGUUUUGACGGAAGGUGUUUUGGCAUCAACAUCCCUCAUCCUUUUGCGCAAAGUAUGGGGCUACUGCAAUAGCACAGAAGAAAAGGUAGUGAGAUAUGUAGCAGAUAUGAUGCUUUUGCUUGCAGGAUCACAUAUUCUAGAGGGCAUUCAAACCGUACUUUCAGGCACUGCAAGAGGAUGUGGCUGGCAAAGGGUAGGUGCAAUCAUCAAUUUGGGAGCUUAUUAUUUGUUGGGAAUACCUUCUGCUAUACUGUUAGCAUUUGUCUAUCAUGUUGGAGGAAAGGGGCUUUGGAUUGGCAUUAUUGUGGCGCUUGCUGCACAAGCAUCACUUCUUGGAAUAAUAACUGUGCGAAUGAAUUGGGAGAAAGAGGCAAAGAAGGUUGCUGAUAGGGUGUCUGGCAAAGUGAAUCCCAGAGAAGCAUCAUAGUAUGGAAAAAGGAAACAACGGAUCAACUGAUCUCAAAGAAAAUCAAGAGCUUUGACAUCCUAAUUUUGUUAAAUUUGCCUGUCUUGCAGGGCAUGUAGCAGUUUUUAACCUUUUUUCAGAGUUCAAUUUACAGCUACACUUUCUGUAACACAUCUAUUAGCCAACUUUCUGUGC
Messenger RNA from Coffea arabica (coffee), 1588 nucleotides. NCBI's taxonomy places the organism in Eukaryota, Viridiplantae, Streptophyta, Magnoliopsida, Gentianales, Rubiaceae. The record is from RefSeq and is a predicted model, not a curated record.